Molecule: messenger RNA, 1715 nt
Organism: Erigeron canadensis
Lineage: Eukaryota; Viridiplantae; Streptophyta; Magnoliopsida; Asterales; Asteraceae
Product: mitogen-activated protein kinase kinase kinase 1-like
Exons: 8
Coding region: 82-1638 (518 amino acids)
Biological process (GO): protein phosphorylation
Molecular function (GO): ATP binding; protein kinase activity
Source: RefSeq, a predicted model, not a curated record
GAAAGUCUGGACACUUCACUUUUUUCUUUAUCUGGGAUGUUGUUGUUCACAACUUCACAUUCACAUAUAAAUAUCUAAUUCAUGUCUACUAAUAAUAAGCACCACCAAAAGCGCUUAAUCCCGCGCCUUGAUCGGAGAAAUGCCGCGAAAAACAUCGAUUACGAUGCAUCCACAUCAUCAUCAUCCUCCUCCUCUGACGGAUCGAGUCACCGGAACCGAUCGCUUUCCGAUCAAACUAGUUUCCGAAUUGGAGGUUAUGACGGCGAGAUUGACUUCAUUUGUCAAAGUUUAGGCCUCUCACCUGAGGACCUUUUUAUUAACCCAGUUGAAUGGAACGCUCACAAUCAUAGUAUCAAUCAUGACGUCACUGUUUCUCGAUAUAAUUAUGUUGUUCAGAAUUCUGUUACUAAAGUUGGGGCCAGUAAUGAUGAUUAUGAAGAUGACGUCACCGUUCGCCGAAAUGAUGUUGGGGAUGACGUCACUGUUUGUGGAAAUAUUGAUGUAGUUCAGUUGAGGAAUGAUUGUGUUUGUUUAGAUAUUAAUAUUAAUAAUAGUAAUAAUAAUGAGGAUGGUGUGACUAAAGGACUUGAGAGAUGGAAUAAGGAAAGUGAAAGUGGGAUAAAAGGUGUAUGGCCGGGGGCGUUAGUAGCUCCGCCCCCGGUCAGGCUGAGUAGAGUGAUGGUGGAUGAUUUCGGAUCGAAUUGGGAAUUGAUUCGGGGUUUUAGCGGGCCGGAUUUAAAGGAAGAUGUUUUGGUUAAUGAUGGAGGUGAUAAUGAUGGGGAUGAGGUUAUUUCGAAUGCAGGGCCUUUGAAGUAUAGUAGUACUAGUAUUAAGAACUGGCAGAAGGGGGAGUUUCUUGGAAGGGGGUCAUACGGAACUGUGUAUGAAGGCUUCACCGAACAUGGGUUUUUCUUUGCUGUGAAAGAAGUUUCUCUGCUUGAUGAAGGAAGCCAAGGAAAGCAGAGCAUCGUUCAACUUGAACAGGAGAUAUCUUUAUUAAGCCAAUUUAAACACGAGAACGUAGUUCGAUAUCUUGGGACUGAUACAUGUGAUGGCAAACUAUACAUUUUUCUUGAGCUUGUAACUAAAGGUUCGCUAGCUAAACUUUAUCAAAAGUAUCACUUGGGAGAUUCUCAAGUCUCUGCAUACACCAGGCAGAUUUUGGGAGGGCUGAAUUACUUGCAUGAACGCGACGUGGUUCAUAGGGAUAUCAAAUGUGCUAAUAUAUUGGUAGAUGCAAACGGAUCCGUAAAGCUUGCGGAUUUCGGGUUAGCAAAGGCAACCAAACUGAAUGACAUUAAAUCUUGCAAAGGGACUCCUUAUUGGAUGGCACCAGAGGUUGUUAAUAGGAAGAAUAAUGGUUAUGGGCUUGCAGCUGAUAUAUGGAGUCUUGGUUGCACUGUGUUGGAGAUGCUAACGAGAAAAAUUCCAUACUCUCACUUGGAAGGGAUGCAAGCAUUGUUCAGAAUUGGUAGGGGCGAACCCCCUCCUAUUCCUGACACAUUAUCUGCAGAGGCCCAAGAUUUCAUUCUCAAAUGCUUGCAAGUUAACCAAAAUGAUCGACCAACUGCUGCUCAGCUAUUGAUGCACCCAUUUGUCAAGGCACGGAGUCUGAACCAUGGGGGGAUAUGUUCAUGACAACUGCAACCAAGCCUGGUCCUCAACAAUAUAGCGGCAUAUGUUCAUAGCUUAAGCCUCUUUCAAUUAUAACAAGG